Molecule: messenger RNA, 306 nt
Organism: Necator americanus (New World hookworm)
Lineage: Eukaryota; Metazoa; Nematoda; Chromadorea; Rhabditida; Ancylostomatidae
Exons: 1
Coding region: 1-306 (101 amino acids)
Source: RefSeq, a predicted model, not a curated record
AUGGUACGGUUCCAGAAAAGGAAUGGCGAAGUUCAACAUCAACUCCUGUGUGUGAUGAAUAGGGUUUUGGAGCGGAUCCUCCUGGAUCGGCUAAUCAAACAUCGCGAAGAAACCACUCGCGACGAACAGGCCGGAUUUCGCAGUUUACGAUCGACGAUUGAUCAGGUGCUUAUUGUGAGAAGAGUGGUUGAAGUGUGGCAGCAAGAUUCGAAGCCUCCACAUUUAGCUUCUCUGGACUUCGAAUCCGUUUCGGUUCUCUUUACCGGAGCCAUCUUCUCAACGCGCUUCGUGUCAGUGAAGUUCUAG